Molecule: messenger RNA, 1431 nt
Organism: Mobula hypostoma (lesser devil ray)
Lineage: Eukaryota; Metazoa; Chordata; Chondrichthyes; Myliobatiformes; Myliobatidae
Gene: elovl4a
Product: ELOVL fatty acid elongase 4a
Exons: 7
Coding region: 400-1320 (306 amino acids)
Biological process (GO): fatty acid elongation, monounsaturated fatty acid; fatty acid elongation, saturated fatty acid; very long-chain fatty acid biosynthetic process
Cellular component (GO): endoplasmic reticulum; endoplasmic reticulum membrane
Molecular function (GO): fatty acid elongase activity
Source: RefSeq, a predicted model, not a curated record
ACAGCUGGGUGGGCGGUCAAUGAUGGAGAACCGCUGAAGGACGAGCGCCUUCGGUUUUAGGGGGUGUUGGGGUGUGAGGAAAGUCGGACCCUGGUAGGCAGUGUGUUAAGAAAGGUAACCGUGAGCUACCUGGUAUCGUUACCGGUUACCUGCGGCCGGCUGUCUCCCGGUGGGGCGCUCGGAGCCCCGGUCUGCUGUGCAGUUGAGUAUCAUCCCCCCGGCGAGGAGACGCAUUGACCUUGCAGCGAACGUGCUCAAGGAAUCCCUUGAUCAUACUCAAAGUGGGAGCUACAAACCAUCGCCCUGAAAAGAUCCAAGCGUAUCGCCGUUCCCUUUGUCUGCUGUACGCUUCUGGAGUUACACCGCCGAUUGUUGGGGUAAAUAUUCUUCUGUGAAAUCAUGGAUGCAGUUGUACACCUCAUUAAUGAUUCCCUGGAAUUCUAUCGAUGGAGCCUCACCAUUGCAGACAAGCGGGUGGAAAAUUGGACUUUGAUGCAGUCUCCCUUACCUACAUUGGCUGUGAGCAGUCUUUACCUCCUCUUUGUUUGGCUUGGCCCAAAAUGGAUGAAGAACAGGGAGCCUUUUCAGUUACGAUCUAUGCUAAUUUUCUAUAACUUCGGAAUGGUUAUACUAAAUCUCUACAUCUUUAAGGAGCUCUUCUUUGCUGCACGAGCAGCAGGAUACAGUUAUAUCUGUCAGACUGUGGAUUAUACAGAUGAUGUAAAUGAAGUGCGGAUAGCUUCAGCCUUGUGGUGGUAUUAUGUCUCAAAAGGAAUUGAAUACAUGGAUACAGUAUUUUUUAUACUGAGGAAGAAAUUUAACCAGGUCAGCUUCCUACAUGUAUAUCAUCACUUCACAAUGUUUACUCUGUGGUGGAUCGGAAUCAAAUGGGUAGCAGGAGGACAAUCUUUUUUUGGAGCUCAUAUGAAUGCUGUAAUCCAUAUUGUCAUGUAUUUGUACUAUGGACUAGCAGCUUGUGGCCCACAGUUUCAGAAAUAUCUCUGGUGGAAACGAUACUUGACCAUCUUACAAUUGGUGCAGUUUCAUGUAACCAUAGGCCAUACGGCAUACUCCCUGUACAUUGAUUGCCCUUUUCCACGAUGGAUGCACUGGGCAUUGAUCGCUUAUGCCAUUUCUUUCAUCAUCCUCUUCGCCAACUUUUAUUACCAGACCUACAGGGAACCAAAGAGAGAGCACAGCAAAUCUGGAAAAGUGAUUGCAAAUGGCAAUGCUAUGGCUAAUGGUAUAAUCAAAUCAGAAAACAGGCUAGUUGCAGAAAAUGGGAAAAAGAAGAAAAAAGGAAAAGCCAAACAUGACUAAGACAAGGGCAAAGGUUUAAGUAAAAUAGUGUUUUAGAAUGAAAUAGUCCAUGUCAGCAAAACAUGGCUGCAUAAAUUUCCAGCUGGCUAAAUAAAUCUAUUGUACCCUUUA